This is a messenger RNA of Brassica oleracea var. oleracea, 1880 nucleotides long. Its product is annotated as cysteine--tRNA ligase, chloroplastic/mitochondrial. Gene Ontology annotation, molecular function: cysteine-tRNA ligase activity; ATP binding. The record is from RefSeq and is a predicted model, not a curated record. Gene Ontology annotation, biological process: cysteinyl-tRNA aminoacylation. Lineage: Eukaryota; Viridiplantae; Streptophyta; Magnoliopsida; Brassicales; Brassicaceae. Bases 63 to 1736 code for a protein of 557 amino acids. Gene Ontology annotation, cellular component: cytoplasm. The transcript has 9 exons.
CGCUUUUGCUAAUCCGAUUUCUUCCAUCUUCUUCGGGACGAGCUUAUCGUCUCCCUCCGCCAAUGGCUUCUCUUCUCAAUCUUUUCAAAUCAUGUAGACCCUUUACUCCAAUUGGACUCCCUUCCCGCCUCAGAAUCCAAUUCCCCCUCAGACCCGGAAAGCUAACUCAACCCCGUCGCUCUUUCACUCCUCACUCAUCAUCAAAAAACAAUGGAGAUUCCACUCCCAGCGCGAAGGACCUUUGGCUGCACAACACGAUGAGCAGGAAGAAAGAGCUGUUCAAGCCCAAGGUGGAAGGCCAAGUUGGGAUGUACGUCUGCGGCGUCACUGCUUACGAUCUCAGCCACAUUGGUCACGCUCGCGUCUACGUCACCUUCGAUGUUCUCUUCAGGUACCUUAAGCAUCUAGGAUAUCAAGUCUCUUAUGUCCGAAACUUCACUGAUGUUGAUGAUAAGAUAAUUGCUAGAGCCAAUGAGUUAGGGGAAGAUCCAAUCAGUUUGAGCAGACGUUUCUGCGAGGAAUUUAACCGAGAUAUGGAACAGCUUCAGUGUUUAGAUCCUUCUGUCCAGCCACGCGUCUCUGAUCACAUACCUCAGAUCAUAGACCUCAUCAACCAGAUUCUUGAUAAUGGCUACGCCUACGAAGUUGAUGGAGACGUGUACUUCUCAGUCGACAAGUCCCCAACGUACGGAAAAUUGUCUGGGAGAAAACUUGAAGAUAACCGUGCAGGAGAGAGAGUGGCGGUUGACACAAGGAAGAGACAUCCUGCUGAUUUUGUUCUCUGGAAAACUGCAAAAGAAGGGGAAGUGUCUUGGGAGAGCCCCUGGGGAAGAGGAAGGCCUGGUUGGCACAUUGAAUGCAGUGCUAUGAGUGCGGCUUAUCUAGGCUAUAGUUUUGACAUACAUGGUGGAGGGAUGGAUCUUGUGUUCCCUCACCAUGAAAAUGAAAUUGCUCAGAGCUGUGCUGCUUGUGAUAGCAGUGACAUCAGCUAUUGGAUUCAUAAUGGUUUUGUUACUGUUGACUCUGAGAAGAUGUCUAAAUCUUUGGGGAACUUCUUCACUAUCAGACAGGUUAUAGAUCUUUAUCAUCCUUUAGCUCUGAGACUUUUUCUAAUGGGAACUCAUUAUCGGUCUCCUAUCAAUUACUCUGACUUCCUCCUCGAGAGUGCUUCUGAACGUGUGUUUUAUAUUUAUCAGACAUUACACGACUGUGAAAGCGUUUUAGGCGAGAAAGAUUCAACGUUUGACAAUGGUUCAGUUCCUUCAGACACUUUGACAAGCAUCAGCACUUUCCGCAGUGAAUUCAUUGCCUCGAUGUCUGAUGAUCUUCUUACACCUGUAACUCUGGCUGCAAUGUCAGAACCAUUGAAAACCAUCAACGAUCUCAUUCACACCCGAAAGGGGAAAAAACAACCAAGAAGAGAAGAAUCACUUAAGGCUCUAGAGGCAUCAGUCAGAGAAGUUCUUACUAUUUUGGGGCUUAUGCCAACAAGUUACUCUGAGGUUCUUGAGCAGCUAAAAGAGAAGGCACUAAAGCGAGCUGGAUUGAAUGAGGAAGAUGUGUUGCAGAGAGUGAAGGAGAGGACAGACGCAAGGAAGAAUAAAGAAUACGAAAGGUCUGAUGAAAUUAGGAAAGAGUUGGCAAAUGUUGGGAUUGCUUUGAUGGAUAGUCCUGAGGGAACAGCUUGGAGACCAGCCAUUCCUCUUGCCCUUCAAGAACCUUCAACUACAACUUGAGCGCUUUAAACUAUAUACUAUAAUCUCUGUUCUUUUGGUUUUAGUGGGUUGCGUUCUGUGUAUUUUUUUGUAUCAUUUUUGUUGAUUUCGUCUUAAGAUUAUAAAGAGUAACAGUGGAUUCUUGUUUUACUAUAAUUUUUCUUU